This is a messenger RNA of Exaiptasia diaphana, 638 nucleotides long. RefSeq lists its product as uncharacterized. The record is from RefSeq and is a predicted model, not a curated record. The transcript is spliced from 4 exons. Bases 185 to 550 code for a protein of 121 amino acids. Lineage: Eukaryota; Metazoa; Cnidaria; Anthozoa; Actiniaria; Aiptasiidae.
CCCAUUCCAUUCUACUAAGACUUAAACUAUAAUUCUUGUAUUCCUUCUAUAGACAACUACAUACUUCCCGAAAGUACAACCUCGCAUUUUAAAAUUGUUAAAACUUGAUCUCGUUUCAAUUGCAAAAAAGACUUAUACAGCACAAGAAACUAGCGGCAAAACGGCCGAUAUAUACCUUUCCAGGAUGGUCAAGUUGUUGCUCACUUUCAUAAGACCUCUGGAGUAUGCAAUUGCCGAUGAGAAACAACCCGGAGCGAUUGGAAAUCUUUCGAAAGAGCUCUUAGAAUUGCGCAAUGACUUGAAAAAAUUUAUGGAUAUUGCAAAGGAUUUGCAUUCAAGAAUCACUGGUAAACCAUUUCCCUACCAACUGAACUCCGUUGUAACCAGAGCAUCAUUGAACAAGAAAGUUAAUUUCUAUAAAAAACUAGUAAAUAACAAGAUGCCCGUUGAUAACCUUCGUAAUUGGAAAACUUUGGACGAAAUCAAGUACAAAUUAAUCAAUGAACUUCUAAGAGAAGUGUACAACACGAAGGACGCACUAAAUCUUUAAAUGUAGUCACGUGACUACCAAUUGGGUGACAUGUUGAGCAUGCGUAUUACGUUCCUUUAAAGUAAAGGAUUAUAUUCAAUUAAUUAAU